GAGUCGUCCUCGGGGAGGCUAUUUCUACAUCCGACGUCCCACUUGAUUCAUCACGACUGCCUACGGGAUGGGCCAGCACAAGCGAGACUGGCACGAGGCAAGGUAGAAAGGCUUCCGGCCUUCACUGUCGAAGUCGUGGGCCACUUUGCCAGACCGCUCUGCCCAGAACAUCUGCACUCCCUUCUGCGUCCCGGCGACGUGGUGGUCAUCGAGCUUCCCCAGCGGAUGAAUGGAGGACGAACAUGCAGAUGGGAGACUCUAAUGGAGAUCCGCCGACUCACGGCAGAGUCGGGUGCGCGGCUGCACAUGGAUGGUGCCCGCCUUUUUGAGGCAAAGCCAUUCUACGGCCGUGAUGUUCGGGAAAUCUGCGCCUUGUUUGACUCUGUGUACAUCUCCUGGUACAAGGGUUUUGGAGGCAUGGCCGGAGCACUUCUGGCAGCCUCCGACUCCCUGAUCUCCCUGGCCGCAGACUGGCGCAGUCGGCUGGGGGGUGGCCUCUUCACCUUUACCCCUCAGUGGCUGGAUGCCAGGGAGCAGCUCCGGUGCCAUCUGGGUUCCUUCACUCAGCGCUUCCUGCGGCUUCAGGAGCUGGUUGAAGCCAUGACGGCCGAACCUGCGCUGAGCCUCUUCCUGCGCUUCGAACCACCUGCGCCCGAGUCCUGCCUGAUCCACGUCUACCUCAAAGGCAGUGAGGACAUGCUGCAGGCGGCUCACGAUGGCGUACUGAAUGCUUUGGGGCUGAAACUCUGGAACCGCCUGCGCGGUGUCGGCUACCCUGCGAGCUUCUGCGAUGAUGACGAGGAGGCCCAAAGUGAGGCCGGUGAGUGCUACUUCGAAUUCAACAUGGGCCCUGCAAAUGCUCAGAUUCCCAUCUCGACCUUCUUGGAAGGAUGGC
Molecule: messenger RNA, 895 nt
Organism: Symbiodinium necroappetens
Lineage: Eukaryota; Dinophyceae; Suessiales; Symbiodiniaceae
Source: the annotation of a GenBank genome assembly